GGGGUUCUCUAAACUGCCAUUACAAAUAUGGUUAACCAAAGCCACAUUUAUAGGAAAAAAAGAGUUACUAUCUACUUCUCCGAUAGGAUGGCUCUUUUUCUUCUUCAGGGGUGAUCCCGAAUGUCCGCUGAAGAGGCCCCGUGCUGAGGGGAAUUCGUUCAGGCGCCAGCUCUGGUCACCCCGCUCUUCGUGCCUCGGCUCCUGCCAGGACCCCGGGGGCCUCGGAGUGUCAUUGGGGGAUGACCGCAGCCCUCGCCGCGGCAGCUGCCACCGCCACCGCCACCAUGGUCUCCGGCAGCGGCGGCCUCGCCGCCGCCCGCCUUCUGUCCCGCACCUUCCUCCUGCAACAGAGUGGAAUUCGACAAUGUUCCUAUGCAGCUUCCCGGAAACAUCUCUAUGUUGAUAAAAACACGAAGAUUAUUUGCCAGGGUUUCACUGGUAAGCAGGGCACCUUUCAUAGCCAGCAGGCGUUGGAAUACGGCACCAAACUUGUUGGCGGAACCACACCAGGGAAAGGAGGCAAGACGCAUCUGGGCUUACCCGUCUUUAAUACCGUGAAGGAGGCCAAAGAACAGACAGGAGCCACGGCGUCCGUCAUUUACGUCCCUCCUCCUUUCGCCGCUGCUGCCAUCGACGAAGCCAUUGAGGCAGAGAUACCCUUGGUUGUGUGCAUUACGGAAGGUAUCCCGCAGCAGGACAUGGUGCGGGUCAAGCACAAGCUGCUCCGCCAGGGGAAGACGAGGCUGAUCGGCCCGAAUUGCCCUGGAGUCAUCAAUCCUGGAGAAUGCAAAAUAGGCAUCAUGCCUGGCCAUAUUCACAAGAAAGGAAGAGUCGGCAUUGUCUCCAGAUCGGGCACCCUGACUUAUGAAGCAGUUCAUCAGACAACACAAGUUGGAUUGGGACAGUCUUUGUGUGUUGGCAUUGGAGGUGAUCCUUUUAAUGGAACAAAUUUUAUUGACUGCCUUGAAAUCUUUCUGAAUGAUUCAUCCACAGAAGGCAUCAUACUGAUUGGUGAAAUUGGUGGCAAUGCAGAAGAAAAUGCUGCAGAAUAUUUGAAGCAACAUAAUUCCGGUCCAAAUGCCAAGCCUGUAGUGUCCUUCAUUGCUGGUCUGACCGCUCCUCCGGGGAGAAGAAUGGGUCAUGCAGGGGCGAUUAUCGCUGGAGGAAAGGGCGGAGCGAAGGAGAAGAUCGCCGCCCUCCAGAGCGCGGGCGUUGUGGUCAGCAUGUCCCCGGCACAGCUGGGAACCACCAUCUACAAGGAGUUUGAGAAGAGGAAGAUGCUAUGAAAGAAUAAAGAGGUCCCUGCGCCUGAGGAACGAAUCACGACAGACGGGAAGCGCGGCAGUCUGCUCCCUUGUCCGCUGAUUGUUGACUCUUGUGCCUGACACAGGCCUUUCAGUGUGGCAAGAAACCAAAACGAGGCUUAGAAUGUACGCAGUUGAGAUAUUUUCACCUACUGUAUCACAGAGACAGACAAUAAAUCUACCACUUGAUUUGAA
This is a messenger RNA of Chinchilla lanigera (long-tailed chinchilla), 1499 nucleotides long. RefSeq names its product succinate-CoA ligase, alpha subunit (gene Suclg1). Gene Ontology annotation, biological process: tricarboxylic acid cycle. Lineage: Eukaryota; Metazoa; Chordata; Mammalia; Rodentia; Chinchillidae. Gene Ontology annotation, molecular function: succinate-CoA ligase (ADP-forming) activity; succinate-CoA ligase (GDP-forming) activity. The transcript has 9 exons. The record is from RefSeq and is a predicted model, not a curated record. Gene Ontology annotation, cellular component: mitochondrion; succinate-CoA ligase complex (ADP-forming). Bases 240 to 1286 code for a protein of 348 amino acids.